AAGACGUUUCACCAUCUCAACUUGCAAAGUUUGGGCAGAGGCUCUUCUAAACACGGUCGUAAGAAUAGUAUUUAAGAAAAAGAGCGUUGAGUUCCCCCAGGAAGAGUGCAGAAGCGGGGCCUCUUUAAAUCGGUUUUGAAUCAGCUUUUGAUAAAUUCAAGCAAAUACAGCACUGAUCAUGGCUUUCAUUUUUGCAAGGGAGGACAGUUAUUGGUCUUCAUCCCUGUUUGGAGUUACCUGGUUUUCCUUCAGGUUUACUCUCAGGGGAGUUUCCCAACACCAUCACAAUAAGCGACUUGCACCUACUCGUUGGAAUCAUUGGAAAUGCAACUGCUUUCCUUCUAUACACAGCACCAAUGUUAACUUUCAGGGGAGUGAUAGAGAAGAGAAGCACAGAGGAAUUCUCAUGCGUCCCUUACAUAAUCUCGCUCUUUAACUGUCUUCUUUACACUUGGUACGGCUUCCCUGUGGUCAGUGACAAGUGGGAAAACAUCACCUUGCUCACCAUUAAUGGGUUUGGCGUUCUGCUUGAGACUUCCUUCAUAGCUAUCUACUUCUGGUUUGCCCCACGCCAGAAGAAGAGGUUGGUUUCUUUUCUGGUGUUUGCUGUUCUUCUGGUGUUCCUGACAACUGCAUCAAUAUCAGCAUUCUUCAUUCAUGACCACCCCCAUAGAAAAGCACUUGUGGGGAGUGUCGCAGUGGUGGCUUCAGCAACCAUGUACAGUUCUCCAUUGGUGGCUAUUGGUCGGGUUGUUCAGACUCAAAGUGUGGAAUUCAUGCCAUUCUACUUAUCCUUGUUCUCAUUCUUCACAAGUUCUCUGUGGAUGGCAUAUGGGUUCUUGGGCAAUGACCUUUUCAUAGCGUCCCCUAAUUUUGUCGGAGUUCCAAUGGCCUUUCUGCAGCUGGUGGUCUACUAUACUUACAGAAAGAAGAAAGAGAAAGCAAGAGAAUAUGAGGAAGCAGACGUGGAGCAAAAGGUGGCCCUGUUGGUCAAGGAUUAAAAUGUAUCACAUAAGUCAUGGAACAAUUAGUUUUUUGUCUUGAUUUUAAAUAUGAAUAAUCAGGUGAAUAUUGCAACCAAAUCUGGAUCUAUUUGCUUCAGGUUGAAAGCAAAAUGGGAACCCCAAAAAAGGGCAGAAAACUGCAGGUUCUCCUUUCUUCAGAAUUUGCUGAGAAUAAUUAGGCACACAUUGCUCUGUGUGUAUGCUCGACUUUGUGUGUGUGUCAGAGAAAGAGAGAGAAAGGAGGGGGGGGGGCGCUAAAAGGUAGUAGGAAGCAGUAUUCUGACAACCACUACAUAUUUCUUUCUUUCUCUCUUGGAGUUUUGAAAAAAUAACCAAGACUCAAACCAGAUAUGCUGAGAGAAUCUAGACCUUUGAUAAAGUAUCUACAAUGGGCAACAGCAAGUAAAGAAUACCAUGCACAUCCAGAACACAGCCUGAGUUUCCACAAUCCAUUCCCAACAAUGAACAGUAGACUGAGCAUAAUUCCCAAAAAUGGAUAUUCUAGGUACAGUUAAUCUCCACCAUCUGUCCUUGAGAAAGGAUGGUACAUUAUCUGGCUGUGUACCAUAUACCAAACAAAAAUGGGUACAGUAUACUCAAAUUAUAUGACAUUGAUUCAGUAAAUUGGAAGUGGAAACACAUCACAUAAAAUAAAGGCAGCUAAUAUCUGCAUAACUGAGGAAUAUUUUAAUAAUUACUUAACCAAUGGAUGUUUCCAAAGAAUGGGAAAGAAAAUUUUGGACAGCAUGGAUGAGACCUAACAAGCAAAACAUGAAUCUUUUGUUUGCAAGAAAAAUUCUUCAUGGAUUUUAGUGAUGAAUUACUUUCUUCUUCCCUUUUUUGCUUUAAUACAUUUUCUCUCUACCUCUCACAUCUUCAUUCUUGAACAGCUUGUAUGUGCCUACAUUGUCAUUUGUCCAUUAUUUAAGGAUAUUAGUAAAAGAAAAAGUUUAUACAAGGUUGCAACCUUAAAAUGUAGAAUUAAAGAUGCAGCU
Molecule: messenger RNA, 1999 nt
Organism: Amborella trichopoda
Lineage: Eukaryota; Viridiplantae; Streptophyta; Magnoliopsida; Amborellales; Amborellaceae
Source: RefSeq, a predicted model, not a curated record